AUGGACGACGUUGAAGUUCCUCCAAGCAAUUCAAUCGCUAGAAGUGCUGCUGAAACUCAUACAUUACCGGAUUUAUUAUCUGAAUCAUCUGAUUCUUCCAUUGAUUCUAUUCCAAUUGAUCAAACUGAUUUUACCUCUCCUGAUGGUGUUCUGUCCACUGAACCUGUAUCGAAUCCUAUUAUAGUUCAAUCAUCAUCUGAAUAUUUUCCUUCCUUCAAUGAGUCUGAUACCACUGACGACACUUUUACUUCUGUAUAUGAUCCACUUGAUUUAGCUACUGAUGCUCAUGGAUUGGCUGAUUGA
Hemisphaericaspora subhashii is the source of this 303-nucleotide messenger RNA. RefSeq lists its product as uncharacterized. The transcript has 2 exons. Bases 1 to 303 code for a protein of 100 amino acids. Lineage: Eukaryota; Fungi; Ascomycota; Pichiomycetes; Serinales; Debaryomycetaceae. The record is from RefSeq and is a predicted model, not a curated record.